GACACAGGAGGAAGUGGGAGCAGCAGCGUGUGUUGUUGGUUUGAGAACUGGUUUCAGAAGAGUGUCAGUCGCAGCAUCGUCUUCAUCAUCUUCAUCGUCAUGCUGCUGCAGUUGUUGUGUCUCGUGUUGUCCUCUUGUUGCGUCACCGAGGCGAAGACGAGAAACGUGCUUCUGAUCAUCGCCGACGAUGCAGGUUUUGAGACGGAAGUGUACAACAACUCUGUGGUCCGCACCCCCCACCUGCGCUCACUGGCCCAGCGCAGCCUGGUGUUCAGCAACGCCUUCACAUCUGUCAGCAGCUGCUCCCCCAGCCGCUCCACCAUCCUCACUGGCCUGCCCCAGCAUCAGAAUGGAAUGUACGGGCUUCAUCAGGGCGUCCAUCACUUCAACUCGUUUGACGCCGUACAAAGUCUGCCGCUGCUCCUCAGCAAGGCCAAGGUACACACAGGUAUAAUUGGGAAGAAGCACGUCGGUCCUGGAUCCGUCUACCCUUUCGACUUCGCCUACACGGAGGAGAACAACUCGGUCCUGCAGGUGGGAAGGAACAUCACACGCAUCAAACUCCUGGUCCGCAAGUUUUUCCAAACGCACAAAGAGGAAGCCACCGAGCAAAGACGGAAGAAAGAAGAGUAUAAAGGAGACAGUGGUGACAGAAGAAGUGAAGAGAGACCGUUUUUCCUUUAUGUUGCCUUCCACGACACCCACAGAUGUGGACAUUCACAGCCACAGUACGGAGCUUUCUGUGAGAAGUUUGGUAAUGGUGAAAUGGGGAUGGGACGAAUACCUGACUGGACUCCAGAAUAUUACACACCAGACCAAGUAAAGGUUCCUCCCUUUGUGCCAGACACCCCUGUAGCCCGAGCUGACCUGGCUGCACAGUACACCACAGUCAGCCGGCUGGAUCAGGGUAUUGGAUUAGUUCUUCAGGAGCUCAGGGACGCCGGUUAUGAGAACGACACGCUGGUUAUCUACAGCUCAGACAACGGCAUCCCCUUCCCUAACGGCAGAACCAACCUGUAUCACUCCGGCACAGCAGAACCCAUGCUGGUGUCCUCUCCAGAGCACAGGGAGCGAUGGGGAGACACCAGCCAGGCCUACGUCAGUCUCCUUGACAUCACUCCCACCAUUCUGGACUGGUUCUCUGUUCCCUACCCGUCCUACAGCCUCCCGGGCAGCCCCGCCACCCUGGUCCAUCUCACCGGUCGGUCCUUGCUGCCCACUCUGGUCACUGAGCCCGGCCACUGGCACACCAUCUACGCCAGCCAGUCCCUCCACGAGGUCACCAUGUACUACCCAACCCGCUCUGUCCACCAGGGGGCGUACCACCUUCUCCACAACCUACACUACCGGAUGCCCUUCCCGGUUGACCAAGACCUGUACGUGUCACCCACCUUCCAGGACCUGCUGAACCGCACCAGGCUGAGCGAGCCGACGCACUGGUUCAAGAGCCUGGAGCAGUAUUACUACAGAGAGCGCUGGGAGCUGUACGACUCCAGGUCUGUUCUAAUUAAUGAUUAG
Messenger RNA from Paralichthys olivaceus (Japanese flounder), 1518 nucleotides. Lineage: Eukaryota; Metazoa; Chordata; Actinopteri; Pleuronectiformes; Paralichthyidae. The record is from RefSeq and is a predicted model, not a curated record.